ACAGGAGCCUCAACAUGGGGAACUCACGAGCUCUAUUUAAGUUUACUGAUUAUAUUUCUAAAACAACCAUCAUCGCCAUCAUUGUGAUUGUUUCUUCCUUUGCUGUGCUGUGGUUCUCACCACAGCACAGUGAUGAGAGUUGUAAUUCAGUGAAGGGUCGGUGUGAUGUCUACAUGGCUCUGCCAUUUUUUAUAAUAUUUUUUGUGACAAUCUGGAAGGACGCAGCAUGUCAGAGAGCGCUGACAUAUACAUGUAGACGGUCUCGGAGCAAGUUUUGUUGUGUUUUACUGAAGAACACAGUCAAGGCGGCUUGUAUCGGUCUUCUGUGGGUGAUCUGUGUAUUAAUUGAUGGAAAAUGGUUUGUGUGCUGUAAGAACGAUCAGUCAGAUGAGAAGAUAAACCAGGACACGGACAACCACACAUAUGACGAGGAAGAAAUUAUCAAUGAGCUCAAAGGCCAGUCACAGGAGCUGCCAAAUGAAGACGAGUCAAUUCGAUUACAGACUUUGUCAUCACCUGAUGAAGACAACGCCCUGCUGGAAGAAGAGGAACGUCUGUGAUGGAUACAUCAACACACACACACACACACACACACACACACACACACACACACACACACAUUACUGGUUCUGAAAACAACAAUGCGCUAAUGCUGUCAUGUUAUAAGCAACAAGAGCUGCCUCACAAUGUGAUUCACUGAUCUGUCAUACACCAAAGAAAAAAGUAAUAACCUGAAUUACAAAAAAAGAAUUAGUAGCAGUAAUAGAAUAGUUAUUUUUGUGCGUGUUAGAAAAGUGUUAUUUUUUUCUGAAUGCUUAAACACUGUCAGUGUUUCUUGAAGCUCUGUCUGUGAAACCUUGAACACGUGAAGCCAUUCAGGGCAUAUUACAUGUUAGUCCUACUGAUUGUGUAUUGGGUGAUUCAACAGGUGCAUUGACUCUGAGUGUGUUUAGCCACUAGAGGGCACCAUUACCUCACUGUGCACUGUUCUCUUAUCACAGUCAAUGCCUGU
This is a messenger RNA of Myripristis murdjan (pinecone soldierfish), 1012 nucleotides long. Its product is annotated as histidine-rich glycoprotein-like. The record is from RefSeq and is a predicted model, not a curated record. The coding region runs from base 15 to 560 and encodes 181 amino acids. Lineage: Eukaryota; Metazoa; Chordata; Actinopteri; Holocentriformes; Holocentridae. The transcript has 3 exons.